CUCACCAAGAAACAGGAAUUUAUAGGAAUUCCAAGUGGAGAAGAACCGCUGGACUUUCAUGGAGGGCCGGGUAAGUCCAGUCUUCCGGCUGCAGCCCGUGAACGAGGCUCACACGGAGCUGGUGAGGGUCAAGGAGGUGAAGAGGGAAGAGCAGCUGAGGAUUCAGUCCAAGCAAGCAUUCCAAGCUCAACAGGCUGCUGCCAUGGAAAGCCGUCGAAGUAUGUCUGAGGGGCUCCUCUCACGUGCCGGGCAUCGUGCUACUUUGGAGGAGCGCUUCCGGCAUCCCAACACCUGGCGCUAUGCCAAGCCUCAACGGCAGUUGAAACAUCAGGUAAUGCAGGGCGAUGGCCGGCCGAAGAUGCUCUCACGAGUCUUCCUCAACGGGGAAUGGACCUACUGCGCAUGAGCGAUCUGUAGACUGAUGAGCUUGAUGAAAGAUAUGAAAGAAC
This is a messenger RNA of Durusdinium trenchii, 449 nucleotides long. NCBI's taxonomy places the organism in Eukaryota, Dinophyceae, Suessiales, Symbiodiniaceae. The record is from the annotation of a GenBank genome assembly.